Molecule: messenger RNA, 5848 nt
Organism: Stylophora pistillata
Lineage: Eukaryota; Metazoa; Cnidaria; Anthozoa; Scleractinia; Pocilloporidae
Biological process (GO): protein dephosphorylation; negative regulation of actin filament polymerization
Molecular function (GO): actin binding; phosphatase activity
Source: RefSeq, a predicted model, not a curated record
UCGUAACCUAAAAUUUAUUUUCUUUCGACUUGACGGGAAUGACUCGUGCGAAAUCUUGUCGCAAAAUUAAUCAUUGAUGUCGAAGGUUGCAGAUGUUAUAGUUUACGAUUUGAUAUACUCGACGCAUUAUGUCCUUGGUGACCGUGUUGAGGUCUCCGUCAACUUCGGACAGCACGAGUUUGGCCACGGAAGAAUCGGAUAUUGACGAAGAUCAAGAGGAUAGCUCACUGAGUAGGUCUAGAGCGUCAAGUUUUGAAGGGUUCUUUGCAUCUAAGGGAGCUGCAUAUGCCUUACCUGAUGGAGACUUUGCUCGCCGUGCCACAAAACAUGGAGGAGAGAUGCAAUUGCAUUUGCAAGCCAUGGUCAACUUACUGCGGGAUGAAGAUGUGCUCAGACUUGUUAUUAAACUGGAAUGCCAGUAUCCAAACAGAAUUCGCUAUUUAACAAUUGUGUCAGCUUUUGGUCCAGAUGAAGAAGAGCAGAGUAUAAUCAUGGGAGUGGACUGGACUGACAAGGCCACAAUUGGUUUGGUUGUUCCUCUCUACAGAGAUACAGUCAUUAAGUUAGAUGGUGAUGGUGGUUUCAAGAUGACAUCAGCAGAGAAGACAUUCAUUUUCAAGCCCAUUUCUGUGCAAACCAUGUGGACAGCCCUGCAGUGGAUCCACAAGUGCAGUGAAAAUGCUAGGAAGCACAAUUACUAUUACACAAACUGCACAUCUCAUGCCUGGGUUGAUUAUUACUACAGAAAGAUAUCAUCAGACAGAGUGUGUAUGAAUGAAUGGCAGCAAAUGGAUGAACUUGAAUCAAAGCGUCCAGAGUCACCAAUUGGCACAGCGUUAUGAUGAGAGUUGACCUCGAGGAAGUUACUUGUAGACAGAUAAGAAACAUGCUUGAAGAGGAUACACAAAUGGAACUCAAGGAGUACAGAUCUUUUAUUGAUGAAGAAAUGUUAACCAUUUUAGGACAGAUGGACUCUGCAUCCAAAAUAUUUGAUCAUGUGUACCUUGGCUCUGAGUGGAAUGCUUCAAACUUGGAAGAACUUAAAGAAAAUGGAAUCGGAUACAUCUUAAAUAUCACAAGGGAAAUUGAUAACUUUUUUCCUGGGACAUUCAAUUACCAUAACAUCAGAGUUUACGAUUUGGACGACACUGAAUUACUUCAUCAUUGGGAUUACACCUACAAGUUUAUACAGAGAGCCAAAAAUGCGGGUUCGAAAGUUCUUGUGCAUUGCAGAAUGGGAAUCAGCAGAUCAGCGUCAACAGUUAUCGCUUAUGGCAUGAAAGAAUAUGGUUGGUCUUUAGGAGACACUAUGAAGUACGUCAAAGCGCGAAGAAAUGUUGUUCAGCCGAAUGCAGGAUUUUGGAAGCAGCUUAUCACUUAUGAAGGCAUUUUGAAUUCGAGCAAACACCGCUUCAACAAAAUUUUCAGACAUGGGUCAUUCUCAUCAGAUGCAGAGGAGUUGUCUAAGAGUGCGGCAGGAGCUGUACAGAAACGGAAAAAGGAGGAACAAUCACAAGCUACAGUUCAACAAGAAGUUGCGGUCACUGCGAACAAUUUUUCAAAGGAAACUGAAAGCGAUUCAAACUUAAAAGAGGGAGUGUUACCUUUCGAUAGCGAGGGAACAUCUAGCGUUGCUGAGGAUACUACGGUGAAUGCUGAUAAUGUUUUUACGUCCGAAGGCGCUACGCAGGAGGGCAGCGAAGUGGACUGUGUACCCGCGCCUAGUUCACCAACCGCCAUGGGCUCAAAUUUGAUGGUCGAAUCCAGGGAAGAAGAAUGCGUGGGGACAAAUUCUGUGCGAGGAAGCUUGGAAGUUUCGGAAAUUGUUCAGAAGAGUUCGUUACAGAGAGUAAGUUCAGUACCUUCUUUGUCAAAUGAUGACCACAAGGGAAAGGAGUUGGACAGCGAGUCCACAGGAAAAUUUCGUAGAUCGUGCUCCUUACGAGAGCGCGGCCCUAGAAAAUUACAACUUUUUCAGGAUAGCGCGAAAGCUAUGUCCGCCAGCGACGAGAAUCUCAAGGGAUUCGAGCGUAAAAAGAGGGAAAUUCUCGACUUAGAGGAAAUUAAGAAUAAGGAAUGUACUGAAGGUCUUAGUUCUGUGGUCACCAAACCGCAGGGAAGCUUGCUAAGGGAUUUAGAUGGUGUACUUGAAAGCGGUUUUGUGAAACGCCAUUCGAGAAAAUUUGAAGGAGGCGUCCAUUUUGUUCCAUCUGUGACGCUGUCUGAUGAUGUGGACCCUAAGGCAGAAGAAGAAUCUACUUUUGAACUUUCGAAGACAGAUGAAGAUGGUGAUGAAAUUACAGAAGAUACAGAGGAGCAAACUUUCCAAAGCGAAGAACCUGAACCAGGUGUAGUUAGAAAACAUAAGGAAGGUUAUGAGUUGAAAUAUCGAGAGAGUUUAAAGAGACGAGCGUUACUGCAGCGUGGCGUGAGUGAAGAAGCAAAAACUGUUAAACAUGAAGGAAACGAAACGGAAGGAGAACCGGUUGGGGACAAUGAUUCGCCUUCGUUGCAAGCUCAAGAAGGGGAGGAGUGCGGUCGCAUCCAAGGUGUUCUCGUAGAGGCACUUGUUCAGAAGGUGAAUGAGGAUAUGAAAAAGACCGUGUCUGCUCGGAAAAUCUCAGCUUCAAAGAAAGAACAAGAGCUAAGAGUAUUUGUUCAGCAAGCUGGAGAACAAAUGAAAGAGGCUCUGGAUAGUGUUGACGAUGAGCCUUCGAAGGCUAGUUCCAACAACUCUCUGUUCGAUGAUAAUCGAUGUGAGGAAAUCAGUGAUACGUGUAUCGUUAAGAGUAACUCUUUGAAAGACAAACAGGAAGUGCUAAGUAAAAGCACAUCUGCCGAGCCCAGGCAACCUGUCGCGUUCAAGAAUGACUCGAAGAGCUCUACUGUAACUGAAACUUCAGAGGUAUUAGACAGUGGCACGGAUGGGGGAGAAGAUGUCGAAAAUGUCUUGCAGAGAGGUCUUGUGAAACGACACACACUGUUGAUUGAGGGGAAACUGCAGCAACCCGAGCACGAUUCAGAGAAGGAACGUGAAUCUCAAGAGGAAAAAGAAAGCGCAGGUUCAAACGACAGAGAAAUAGUAAAAGAGUUGGUAAAAAGUGAAGUCUGUGAUGCAUCACAGGAAGAAGUGAACUCUGGGUGCACAUUGAUCCCGAGCAUUGAGUCAACAGAUCAGAUAAUCCCAGUAAAAACAGAAAUACCAGAAUCGUCAAAGGAGAGGGAAGAUACAGGGAGUGACCAGGAUGCAACAGACAUACCCGCAAGGGGUUUGGUGAAACGUCAUACGCUGUUGAUUGAAGGAAAGCUUCAGCCAUUGGAUCAAGAACUGGGACAAGAUGGCGUGAAAGAACUUGGAGGAAAAGACAGUGAAAUCUUAAAAGACCAGGAAGCGUCGCAAUGGGAAGGAGACGUGGACAAAGAUCGAGAUCAGCUUGACCUGAACGUUGCACCGGAUGCAAAUAUUAGUGUGGAACCAAUAGCUGAAGGAGGAAAAUUAUCCGAUAUGUCCGACGCUGCAGAAGACAAAGGGAGUGAACAGGACACGGAGGACAUUCCCAAGAGAGGUUUAGUUAAGCGCCAUACACUUUUAAUUGAGGGAAAGAUACAGCCUCUUGAUCAACAGUUGGACAAAGACAUCGAGAAAGAAGUGAAAGAUGGUGUGGUUGCUCUUGAGAAUGAAUCAAUUAAGAAUGAAGAUCACUUGCGGUAUCAAAUCGAGCGGCCUGGCGGUACCUCGGGCGAUCAGUUGGACGAAGUUGACCAGGACAACAAGACAGCGGCUGGGUUGGUAAAGCGACAAAAACAGCGCAUCGAAGAAAAACUCCUUCCAGCAGAAGAACACAGAGAAGAUCGAGAGCAGGAGUUGUCGGGCAACGAGACUGUAACUGUUGAAGCUGAUGAUGAUGGAGAAGUCUGCCAAGGAAGUGAUGAGAAGGUUGAGGACGAUAGUCAUGAAGAUCAAUUACAAGAAAAAGAGCUAAACGAAUUGGGCGUGGAUACUUCAAGUGUUGUGAAAGUUAAGCAACAGACUCAGCAUCUAGAAGGUAUCAUUCGUGUUGCACACGAUGGGGACAAGGUUAAACGGCAAUCCUCUAAGGAAGAGGAUCCGAAGUGUAGCGAGCAAUCGCCGAAAGUCGUAAUAGUCCCUCGUUCGAGUUCAGACGAAACAACGGAAGAUGGCGCGGUGGAUACAGGUAAUGAAGAGAGAAUGGAAGUCCUGAGUGACAGGGCUGUGAACAAGGCUCUGAACAAAGCUCAGGAGAAAUUGGAUUUUGAAAAGGUAAACCUUGAACCGGAGAAAGAGCAGCCUGUUGACUGGGAAUAUGCAAACGUUCGCCAAAGAACGCAAAUCUUCGAAACUAUCAUGGGACGGUCUGAUAAAGACAUUCAAAAAGACGAUGGAGAGAGUGAAAAUCAGACUAACUCGCUCCGUCGGCACGAAUCGAUGUCUAAGGUGUUUCGUGCAUCUGAGAAGCCAGCUAUGCGUCGCCGCUCAGUGUCGGACGUAACCAAGCCUGUUUCGUCAGGUUCCGACCGUAAAGUCGGUUAUACUAUUCAGUUCAAGCAAAAAGUUGCGGAAUCUUCGGGUUCGUCUUCUCUUCCUCGCGACUGGAGUCCCUUUGACAACAAGCAUAAACGUGAAGAUAAAGGACUGUGCCCGAAAGUAGUGUUUUCUUCUGAAAUAAUUCAUCAGGGUGAACUCAAAGAGAAAUCCAACGUAGAACUUAUUGACAACCAGGACAGAGAAAAUCAGGCUUGUCAGAGCAUAAAGGAGACAGUUCAAGUUUUAGAUUCAAAGAAUAAAAAAAUUAUUACUUCAAAUUAGAUGCAAGCCCUUGUGCGUUUAAGUUCUCAAAGGAUCGUUCUUGAAUUUGCUGUUUUCAAGAAAGUUAUUUUUUACUUCGAUUUGAAAUUUAAAUUAUGCAGAGAGAAAUACAUUUACGAAGAAAAUCAUUGACUAUACAUAGUCUUUUGCGACCAAGAAACUUUAUUUUACCACCGAAUUUAAAGCAGUUUUUACUCUUCAAGCAUUUUGCAAAAUUUGGUGGAACAAACCUUUUUAUCGAGGGGACUCAUUGACGGUUUGUCAAAUGAAAAUUUCAAGCUAUUUUACAGUGGAGAAAGCUCGUCAAUUUUUGUAAGAUUUGAAAUUGGGAAUAAUUCCUCAUUAGAGAGGAUUAAAUCUUAGCUGACUUCAAAUUAGAUACCGAUUUUUCGCUCUUGAUCCAUUUUCAAUUUUCAGUGAUGUGUCCACAAUGCCGUGACCUAGAACCGCAUGAUAUUGUUUGUUUGUUCUUGAAAUUUGACUUAAAGCGGUUUUCGAUUGAACGUCCUCACAUCAAGGUCUUAACUCAGGAAUAAACCAGCCAGCGGUCAGUUUUAACCAACGAAAGCGCGUUGCAAGACGCAGGCGGGGAAAAAAGACAGAGAUGUUAUUUAGUCUAAUCGGUAGAUCAAGAAAGCCAGUCACCGAACGAAGUUAAUUGAAGUCAUUAUUGAUGUUUGGGACACAGUCGAGAAUCGCUUUUAUUAACAUAGCUAUAUGGCAACUUUUGUGUACUACACGAGAAUGAUUUCUGAUACCGUUCUAUUUUAUGCCGACUUGAAAUGCAGGUGGAGCAGGUUUAUUUGCGUUUCUUUGAAGUAAGGUUGGAAUCUGGUCAUGCACUUCAAGGAAAGAAUUACUAAAUUAUAAAUUUUGUUGAGUCAAGUCACCAGUUAAAGUUAAUUUUUUACGUGCUCAGUUAGAAAGGCCUGAUGUUUAUAUUAAGAGAAUGUUACAAAUAGAAUCACAGAAAAUAUUUAAUUAUGGCGUCGAUUUUGAAUAAAAGAAAUAUUUAUUGUG